CGGUGCCCUUUCUGCAGACACUUUCGAUACAGAAGGAGCGGGACAGCUUAUGUUACAACUACACAGUUGAAGAAGAAUCUACCACGUGUAAUAAUGCAGGACUUCACAAAGGCAGUGAAGGAGUUUGUGGAAGAACACUAUACAGGGGUCACAGUUGUCCUUGUUACUGGUGUCGGGCUCUUCGCCCUGCGGAGAUGGCUGGCUGGAGGAGUCUGUCGCAGCAAAGCCCGCUUGGACGGCAAAACUGUUCUGAUAACGGGAGCCAACACUGGUAUCGGUAAAGAGACAGCGGUGGACAUGGCCAAGAGAGGUGCAAGGGUGAUCCUGGCUUGCCGAGACAUGGGCAGAGCCAACAAAGCAGCAGAAGAGGUCAGGAAGAGGAGUGGAAAUGACAACGUGGUUGUGAAGAUGCUUGAUCUGAACUCCUUGCGGUCUGUCCGAGCUCUGGCCAAAGAUGUACAAAAGACUGAAGACAGACUGAAUAUUCUCAUUAAUAAUGCUGGGAUAAUGAUGUGCCCACAUUGGAGGACAGAAGAUGGCUUUGAGAUGCAGUUUGGUGUGAACCACCUGGGUCAUUUCCUGCUCACCAACUUACUCCUGGAUUUGUUAAAAAAAUCAGCACCCAGCCGUAUUGUCAAUGUUUCCAGCCUGGCCCAUGAGUCAGGCAAGAUUCAUUUUGAUGAUAUAAACCUGGAGAAAAACUAUGAAACAUUAGUAAGCUAUCGACAGAGCAAGCUGGCCAAUGUUUUGUUCACCCGGGAACUAGCUACCAGACUAAAAGACACAGGAGUGACAACUUACGCUCUUCAUCCUGGGGUGAUCCGUACUGAGCUAGGACGACACUUUUUCCCCUCUCUGCCUCUGUGGAAAAGGAUUUUAGCCAUUCCCUUUGUCUACUUUCUCAAAUCACCUUGGCAGGGUGCACAGACCACCAUCUACUGCGCAGUAGAUGAGAGUCUAAAGAAUACCAGCGGCCUUUACUACAGUGAUUGUGCACUCAAAGAGGCAGCUCCUCAGGCUAGAGAUGAUGCUGCAGCUCGCAGACUGUGGAAUCUCAGUGCUUCCAUGGUGGGCCUGGCUUGAGACAAAACUUUGCACACUGAAAAUCACCAUCUUCAUUUAAAAAGCAGCUUGUCACAUUUUCCUGUGUAAAGUGAACAUUCCAUAUUUGUAAAUUAAAUCUGCCUACUUUAUAUAAAGUACAGAGAGCCCAUUUGAGUAAGAAUGUAGGAAAAUAUACUUUCUGUGUCUAUAAUGACUGCACUGUAUAACUGCAGUAUGAAGUGUGAAUUUAAAUUAAUUAAUUAGCAAGAUUUUAUAUACCAUAACACUAUUAGCCAUAGUGUAUGCAGUUAUACAAAUUAGACAUUUGACCUAUUAAAAAAUUAAUUUCAUUUCAUUUCCAGUGCUUGUGUAAUUUGAUACCAUGUAUCAUGGUAUAAUUCUUUGUGUAAUAUAAGUGUUGGAUAACAUUUUUACAAAGCUUAUUUUUGAAUGAUGAAAAUAAGACAGUUAAAUUGUUACCCUCUGUAAAAUGAAAGCUUAUGGUAGAGAGCAUUUUAUAAAAGCUGUAGUACAACAUGAACAGUUGUGGAAUAAAAUUGGAAUUUUAAAAAAUUAUUUUCAUUGGACAUAAACAGUGUAUUUAAAGUUCAUUAGAAAUAAACACAUUCAGAACUUAAAACUUUGGUGU
Labeo rohita (rohu) is the source of this 1693-nucleotide messenger RNA. Its product is annotated as retinol dehydrogenase 12-like. Bases 94 to 1083 code for a protein of 329 amino acids. NCBI's taxonomy places the organism in Eukaryota, Metazoa, Chordata, Actinopteri, Cypriniformes, Cyprinidae. The transcript is spliced from 7 exons. The record is from RefSeq and is a predicted model, not a curated record.